Molecule: messenger RNA, 2591 nt
Organism: Drosophila albomicans
Lineage: Eukaryota; Metazoa; Arthropoda; Insecta; Diptera; Drosophilidae
Exons: 1
Coding region: 151-2499 (782 amino acids)
Source: RefSeq, a predicted model, not a curated record
UAUUAUUACUUUUAGUUGCAAACCGAACAGACAAAAUUUAUAUGUAAUUUAUGAAAGUAUCGACAAAACAGAUUUUAUGCACGUCUUAAUUAGUCAACACGAUUUUUAGUGAUUUUCUAUUUGUGGGAUUUCUAUACUGCGAGAUUCGAAAUGCGCAAAGAGCAAAAGGAAGUCUUUCCAUACACUGAAGGCCUUACUCCAUACAAUGUAAUGCGAAUGCAGAAUGUCAAGACCUACAAAUAUCGCAAAGAUGAAAUGUAUCCGAGCAUCAGGCCACCAGUUUCGCAAUGCGGUGCAGUAGAAACUGCGGAAUGGCUGGCGGAUGCCAUGGAAGUGAGUGGCCUGGAGCGUCCGCUAUGGAAUCACAAUCAACCAGAAUGCCUCAAGGGUGAAAGCUUUAUUCAAGAACCGUCGAAAUCCAAUGAGAAGCGAUUCAAUUUGUGCAAAGCUCCCAGAUCGUCCAGAAGAGAGAUGAAACUCACAGCUGCGCAAAGGCAAUUGGACUGGAAUAAACUCACGCCCACAGACUUGAUGCGAAUGCAGAACUGCCGGACAUUCGACUAUCAUCCCUGUGAAAGGUAUCCCACCAUAAGGCCACCAAUAUCCGAGUGUAGUCCACUGCAGACUGCCGAGUGGCUGUCGGAUGCAGUAGAGGCGAGUGGCUGCAAUCGACUGUUUGAUAUGCAGACCGAUGAUAUCGUUGAGGUUUGGAAACGUAGUCCAGGAAAAGAAACACUUGGCUUUUACGGCGUGGGAGCUGGCAUACAAAAGCCUGAGGCUAUAGAGUUCAAUCAAGUGAUUUCCAAGUGCCUCAAUAAAGUCAGCAAUGUAAAACCAAUGGCACCUUUACCGAAAAAGCCAGUCUGCCAAGAGCCACAGAUACAGCUGAAGCUGCCGACGAAAGCUCGCGGACCAUUUAUAUUAAAUCGUCCACUGUUGACAUCGAAGAUCACCAGGAUGCCGACUGUGCAGAAAAAGUUGUAUGCUAGCAAUGCCUACACCUGGCUUCACUGUCCCCGUCCACCGCCAACACAGCAACCCUUUGCUGCUGAUUCGCCUGGAGUCGCCAUGAGAGCUGCUCUCGAUAUGGAAAAACCAGCGAAAAAGCCAAAGCGUGGAUUGCGUCGAAAGCAUCCGUAUUGUGAGCUGCAAUGUGGCAUUGUUGAAAGCAAAUGCACGGAAUACGAAUGGAGGAAAUACAAAGAGGAUCCGGUGGCAUAUGAAGAGGCCUUCAAGCGAGAGAUGGCAGAGAUGCGGCCAGAAAUUGAUCCCGAGCCGCAGAACUACGAUGAGUUGUAUGCACAAUUGGUGUCGUGCUUUGAGAAGUCGCCUUACCGGGAUCCACUUAAGAAGGCAUACAUAAAGUGCUGCGAUGCGAAUGCAUUUGCCGAUGAUGAUGCUGGCUUCGGUGGAGGUGCAGGCGGUGGAGGUGCAGGCGGUGGAGGAGCAGGCGGUGAAAGUGGCAAAGGUAAAGGGAAAGAUAAAGGAAAAGGAAAAGGAAAAGGCAAAGGUGAACACGAUGAAGACUCAUGGGAUUCAGAUGAAGGCAAAGAUGUAGGUGGAUUCGGUAUAGAGGGCUACGGAGAGGACGAUGGUGAUGGUACGGGAGUAGGUGGUAAGGGUGGUAAGGGUGAUAAAGAUGGUCAAGGCGGUGGUAAAGGAUAUGGCAAAGGAGAUGGCAAAGGAGAUGGCAAAGGAGAUGGCAAAGGAGAUGGCAAAGGCGAUGGGAAAGGCGAUGGGAAAGGCGAUGGAAAGGGAGAUGGCAAAGGUGAUGGUGCAGGCGGCGGAAAAGAAGAUGGCAAAGGAGGUGGUAAAGGUAAAGGAGAUAAGGACAAGGACAAAGGUAAAGGCAAAGGAGAUGGUGGCAAAGGCGAUGGUGGCAAAGGCGGUGGAAAAAAACCAGGAGGAGGCGGAAAAAAGCCCAACACCGGUGGAAAAAAGCCUGGUGAUUCAACUUCUCAAACUGAACUGCCUCACGAAGGUAGUUCUUACACAAAUCCUUCUAAUAUAUCCAAGAAGUCCUCCAAAGUAUCAAAUGGUUCACAUAAAAAGAAACCAAAACCACAAAAAGCCAAGCCUCCAAAAUAUUCUAAGCCUGUCAUGGUAACUGAGACCGAGAUCUCAAAAGAUUGCCCUUGCGAAGUGUGUCAGUUUAUGAAACGGCGCCAGAAAGAGCCAGAUUCUCCGCUGAUUCGCCAGUUAAAGCGUGAGGAGAAAAGACGGGAGCAACGUGAUUAUUUAAAGCGCAUGUGUCAUCGCCAAUACAUCAAAUUGAAAUAUCCAGAUUAUCCAGCUCCUGCCCAUAGAUGCGAUGCUAUUGAAUUUGACAACUGCUUCUGCAGCAAUCCAAAGAUUGGUGAAUAUUGUGAUUGUCUAAAUGCCAUGCAGGAACUGCAGAAAUUGUUGGGUCCCAAGCAUUGUAUUGUGAACAAUGAACUUUUGUUUAAUGUGACGGAUCUCAAGGAUCGCAUCUGUCGUCGUCUAUGUGAGUGUCUUUAGUUGAAGAAAGGACUAAGACAAUGGCAAUCUUAAUUAUGUUUUUUAUAAUUUUCGAACUUUUUAUGCGCAAUAUAACGAACUUCACAGGGUAA